UCGCAUCAGAGUAGCACUGCCUUUCGACUCUGUUGGUCUUUGCGUUCGCUCCUAGUAGUUUUAGGAGCUUUGCUUUCAGUUUUGAUUCAGGGGAGUAAAAACAGGACGUUUCGUCACAGGCUUUGCUGCAGCGACCGCUGUUUGAAAAAUCACAGAGUACGAUUUUCACUCGGGACCUCGGGUGAACGAAAAGAAGACCAUCACCGCAGGACAUUGUUCAUUAAUUUGAAAGGCAGUUCACAUUUUCUUCAAAGGAUGUUUCCUGCAGGAGAAGAAAGCUUCCAGUUGCAAAUACCGAAGGAUGUAGCAGCAUUGUUAUCAGAAAAUGAGAAUCUGUGUCAGAUUUUCCAACAAAAAUUUGGCUGCCAAACUUUUGUUUACAGUGGAGACACAAGAAACAACCGAAAUGCAGCUGAAGUGAGGUAUUUGAAGAGACUUAACAAUGGCAUCACAAUCUCAGUUUGGAAAGAUGAUCUGACAACCCAUCGGGUGGAUGCUGUUGUCAAUGCUGCAAAUGAAAAAUUACAGCAUGUUGGGGGGCUUGCUUAUGCUUUGGCAGUUGCUGGAGGAAGUAUCAUAGAAAAAGAGAGCAAAGAAAUUAUAUCUAAGCAGCAAAAAGUUGACCCUGGUGAUGCAGUUGUUACAUCUGCUGGCAGUCUUCCUUGUAAAAAAGUUAUUCAUGCAGUGGGUCCAAUUUAUACAUCAUACCAAGGAAAUGACGCUGAAAAAGCUUGUCUAAUACUUAAAAAAGCAGUCGAAUCUAUAUUGAAUCUCUGUGUAAAAGAAGGCCUUAAAUCAGUUGCCAUACCAGCUUUGAGCUCAGGUAUAUUCCAGUUUCCUCUUCCUCUGUGUGCUAAGAUCAUUGUAGAAAGCAUAAAAAAGUGGAUGAGUUUCAAACAUUCAAGGGACCUUUUAACUGAGAUUCAUUUAGUUAAUAAUGAUGAUCCAACUGUCACAGAAAUGCAGAAAUGGUGCAGACAAAUUUUUGGCCCUAACGACAAAGGAGAAGUGAUGAUAGACAAGCAUCUUGGAAAUGUUACUCUAGUCAUAAGAAAGGGGUGUAUUGAAAAGGAACAGGCAGAUGUUAUAGUGAAUACCAUAUCCAGUGAUCGUGAUCUGAAACAAGGAGAAAUAUCAAGAGCCAUUCUCAUGGAAGCUGGAGGACAGCUUCAAAAGGAUAUAUACCGUGCACAUAAAAUAAGUAAAGAUAUUUUAAGGACAGAUGCUUUUAACAUGAAUUGUAAAGCAGUGUACCAUGUUAUUUGCACAUCGUGGAUUGGAAAAAAAUCUGAAGAGGCUUUAGCUAAUGUUGUAAAGACUUGUCUACAAGCAGCAAGUGAUGAGAAGAUGAAAUCCAUCUCAUUCCCAGCAAUCGGAAGUGGCCUUCUACAUUUUCCUAAAGAAAUUGUUGCAAGAGUAAUAAUCGACCAAAUUUACACUUUUGCUAACACGUAUAAAGGGACAAAUCUCACUGUGAACUUUGUACUUUAUCCAGGAGACAGAGAAAUAUUUGAGGUUGUUGAAUGGAUUUUUAAAAAAAAAGAUGAAUGGCAGCAUCAGUCCCACAUCUAUGAAAACUACAAUCAUUUGCCAUCAGUGCCAUUUAUUGCAUUUCAAGGAAAAACAAAGGAAGCGAUUAUGGAAGCGAAAAAUUGGUUUGAAAAGAUGUUAAUGAUUCAAGAGAAGUGCAUUAUUCAAGAUAAGCACAUUUAUUACUUUGGAGACGAGGAUCAUCGUGACCUUUCAGUCAUUCAGAAUUUUUACAGUGUAUCCCUUAAAGAAGUUUUAAGAAAUGGGAAAGCAACUUUAGAAAUUACAGGACAGCAAUCUGCAUUAUUUGCAGCAGCUCUAGCAACAGAGUCAAUUUGCUGUCGUGUGCACAAAUUAUAUGCAGAGGAAGCAGAAGAGCACCUACAGGGGGCGUUGGUUCAGUGGCAUUGCACUGACUGUCCAGCUGUAGCAGAUAAUAGUUGCAGUUUAGAAAAAGCUUAUUUAUCGGGAAAUACUUCUGAGAAAAUCGAAGCAAAUGGGCAUACAUUCAAUAUUUCAUUUUCAGCAAUGACAGCGGAAGAAUCUGAAAGUGGAAGGAAGUAUGAAAUUGAAAGACAGGCUUUGCUUGACCAAGAUUUGAAGAAGAUGAGGAAGAUCUUAAAUAAUGAACCUUAUAAAAUGAUACAAGUAGAUGAAAUCACUGCAGAUUUUAAAGAACGAAUGCAAACGUUUAAGAGGGCAAAUCUAAAAGUUCUCAAGAUUGAAAAAAUUGAAAAUCCUCUUUUGAAAAUUCAUUUUGAUUUGAAGAAAGAAAAUAUGGAUGGGAAAGAAAAAACUUUAUACCAGCGUGUACCAGCGAAGUUCUGCCGUCUGGUGUGCAGGGCUGGAUUCCAGAGAGUGUACUCCCAGCCAGAUGAUCUAACAUGUGGACAUGGUAUAUACUUCAGUGAAAAUCUGAUGAAAGUGGUUGACAGUCAGAGUAAAUACUGUGAAGAUGAUCUCUUCAUAUAUAUAUUUGAAGCAAGAGUUGCAACUGGAAAAUCCACUCAUGGCUCAUCAGGACUGACUACACCCCCUGCCAUGAGCUCUGAGCCGCUCCCAUUGUAUGACAGCGUAACACACGGUGCAUCAACACACGUCAUCUUUAACAGCGUUCAGGCGUACCCGCAUUACUUAAUCACAUGUUCAGGCAGACAAUUCUAGAAACUGAGUAGUACAGAUUAUUAUUCAUUCUGUCUGAAUCUGUUAUCGUUAUGAUUUAGGUUUAACUGUCUUUUCUUGGUUAUCACAUUUUUAUUGAUUUCAAAAACAAAUAGUAAGGCAAUAACAAAAAAUGUGAAGGUUUAUGUUUAUAGGUUGGAAGGGUUUUAAGUUUAUUAGGUAGAACUAUUAAUAGAAAUUGUUUUGUUUUUUUAAUCAACCAUAUAAUCCCAGUGGCUUUUGAAGUCCUCGUUUACAGACCUGGUCCAAAAUUAAAGUCACGGAGGAAGUGAUGGAAGAGUUAAAAAUUAUAAAGGACCAAGACUGUUGAGUUCUGUACCAUGGGAGUUCUCACAGGAAACCGCCUCUGAGCCAUGUCACUGUACUUGAUGCCCCCCAGUUACUGCUAAACUGGAGCAGGCAGGGAGGGGUGUUUGAGACUCUCCACAUCAACGUGGGCCAUUUUUACUUAGCAAAGUAUAACACCUUUCAGGGUUCAGCGUUAACUUUUGGGAUUUUCCUUAUCUAUUUCCCUACUGACAUAGCGGUUUAUCUAUAAAAUUUGGAAUUGGUAUUUACCAUUUGUUAAACACAUGUAUCUUUUAAUUAAAACAAUUAUCUGUUUUUGAUUAUAUACUGGUAAAUAAAAGAGAGUCUUAUUUAUGUUUUAAAUUUCCUUGGUAGUAAUUGUGAUUUUAAAAUGUUAGGGCUUCAUGCAUAUUGGAAAUUACUUUCUAUGCUAUAGUCUCACACCAAAUACAAAAUCUAUACUCGUACUUGUUUAGACAGUUUAAAGCUUUGGUGUAUUCACAGAAUACUUUUUUGUCUGCACUUUGUGUAUUUUUUUGUGUGCAGAUGAUGUAUUUCAUUGUGUCCUUUAUUAAACCUGCAGGAUAUUUCAAAGUA
Molecule: messenger RNA, 3597 nt
Organism: Polypterus senegalus (gray bichir)
Lineage: Eukaryota; Metazoa; Chordata; Cladistia; Polypteriformes; Polypteridae
Gene: parp9
Product: poly(ADP-ribose) polymerase family member 9
Exons: 10
Coding region: 256-2694 (812 amino acids)
Biological process (GO): negative regulation of gene expression; positive regulation of type II interferon-mediated signaling pathway
Cellular component (GO): nucleus; cytoplasm
Molecular function (GO): NAD+ poly-ADP-ribosyltransferase activity; ubiquitin-like protein ligase binding; transcription corepressor activity
Source: RefSeq, a predicted model, not a curated record